Messenger RNA from Filobasidium floriforme, 3719 nucleotides. RefSeq names its product putative isoleucine-tRNA ligase. Gene Ontology annotation, molecular function: isoleucine-tRNA ligase activity; tRNA binding; ATP binding. Bases 236 to 3568 code for a protein of 1110 amino acids. Gene Ontology annotation, biological process: isoleucyl-tRNA aminoacylation. The record is from RefSeq and is a predicted model, not a curated record. Lineage: Eukaryota; Fungi; Basidiomycota; Tremellomycetes; Filobasidiales; Filobasidiaceae. The transcript has 9 exons.
GUCAUCUCUACCUCUGCCUUACGAAUCCCUGCAAAGGUACUACAUAGACCUACGAAGAGACAAAACUCUCUGUACCUGCCUCCCCUCACCCGUUCCGACCACGAGCAAGUCGGACCAACAACUAGGAGCAGAUCGAAGUGAAAGAAGAAUACAAAAAAAAAGUUCAACAAGAAGACCAGUAUCGUAGAAGAAUUAGGAGAAAGGGGUACGACGAGAAACAGAGACGAUCAGAAAGAUGUCGGCCGACCAACACUUGGCGUAUGACGCCAUCAAACCGGUAACCUUCCCCGCCGACGACCAAAAGAUCCUCGAAUACUGGCGAAAAAUCGACGCCUUCCAGACUGGCCAAAAGCUCUCCCGAGAGCGCCUGGAAAAGGGGGAAGGAAAGGGCGAAUACCGAUUCUACGAUGGACCUCCCUUUGCAACAGGUUUACCGCAUUACGGGCACUUGUUGCUGGGUACCAUCAAGGAUAUGGUCACCCGGUACGCUUAUUCCAACGGGUUCCACGUCGAACGGCGGUUCGGGUGGGACACGCACGGCUUGCCCGUCGAACAUCAGAUCGACAAGAACUUGAACAUCACCUCUAAAGAGGACGUCAUGGACCUGGGGAUCGACAAGUACAACGCCGCAUGCCGCGAGAUCGUCCUGAAAUACGCUGGGGAGUGGCAAUCCAUCGUAGAAAAGAUGGGCCGAUGGAUCGAUUUCGAGAACGGAUACAAGACCAUGGACCCCACAUUUAUGGAGUCCGUCUGGUGGGUAUUCGGGCAAUUAUGGAAGAAAGACAUGGUCUACCGCGGUCUUCGUGUCAUGCCGUAUUCCACCGGCUGUACCACCCCUCUCAGUAAUUUCGAAGCUAGCGAUAAUUACAAGGACGUCGACGACCCCGCCGUAACCGUGGCUUUCCAACUGGUGGACGAACCCGAAACCUCUUUUCUCGCUUGGACGACCACCCCCUGGACCCUCCCUUCCAACCUCUCCCUCUGCGUAAACCCCGAAUUCGAAUACGUCAAAGUCUACGACCUAACCCGUGAACGUAACUUUAUCCUCCUCGAGUCCCUCAUCGGGACCCUCUUCAAGGAACUCGCUGGGGGGAAGAAGCAGGACCCGAAGAAGCCCAAGUACAAGGUCGUCGGCAAGUUUAAAGGGUCGGAUUUGAAGGGGUGGAGAUAUGUUCCUUUGUUCGAGUAUUUCAGCGAACAGUUCGAAGACCGAGCCUACCGAGUCGUCUGCGACAGCUACGUCGAAGCCACCGCGGGAACGGGUAUCGUCCACCAAGCUCCGGCGUUUGGAGAGGACGAUCACCGGGUCGCCAUCGCCAACGGGAUCGUCGCCAAGGAUGAGAUGCCGCCUUGUCCCAUUGACGACGCUGGGAGGUUUACCAAGGAGGUCCCUGAUUUCGAGGGGAUGCAUGUCAAGGCCGCCGACAAGCCGAUCAUGAAGUACCUCACCGCUGCCGGUCGAUUGAUCGUCCAGAGCACGCUACGACACUCGUACCCCUUUUGCUGGAGAUCCAACACCCCCUUGAUUUACCGUGCCAUCCCCGUCUGGUUCGUCAAGGUCGAGGAGAUCAAGGACAAGUUGGUCGCCAACAACGAAAAGACCCGAUGGGUCCCUGAGAACGUCCGGGAUGGACGAUUCGGUGGAUGGUUGAGGAACGCUCGGGAUUGGAACGUCUCGCGAAAUCGAUACUGGGGUACGCCCAUCCCCCUGUGGACCAGCUCGGAUUACGAAGAGAUCGUCUGCAUCAGCUCGGUCGAGGAGCUGGAAAAGUUGUCCGGAGUGACCGGGAUCAAGGACCUUCACAGGGAAAACAUCGACCACAUCACCAUCCCUUCCAAGCAGGGCAAGGGUGACUUGAAGCGUGUUGAAGAGGUCUUUGAUUGUUGGUUCGAGUCGGGAAGCAUGCCCUACGCGCAACAACACUACCCGUUCAGCACCUCGGACGAAAAGUUCCAGCGAGCUUUCCCUGCCGACUUUGUCGCCGAGGGUAUCGACCAGACCCGAGGAUGGUUCUACACCCUCAUCGUCCUCGGUACUCACCUGUUCGACACGGCUCCCUGGAAAAACUUGAUCGUCUCGGGUCUGGUACUCGGAAGCGAUGGAAAGAAGAUGAGCAAGAGUCUGCGAAAUUACCCCGACCCCGAAGAGAUCCUGCAUCAGUACGGUAGUGACGCCCUCAGGCUCUACCUCGUCAACUCUCCCGUCGUGCGAGGAGACAACCUGAUCUUCCAGGACCACGGCGUUCGAGACGUCCGAAACACGGUCAUCGGACGAUGGAUCAACAGUCUGCGGUUCUUUAUCGGUCAGGCCGAGCUCUACGAGCGAACUCAUGGCGAAAAGUUUGUGUACAACCCCAACGCGACCAAGUCGGAGAACGUCAUGGACAGGUGGAUCUUGGCCAGGUGUCAGUCGUUGAUCAAGCACGUCAAGCAGGAGAUGGAGGCCUACCGACUCUACACGGUCGUACCCCGACUGCUCGACCUGAUCGCCGAGUUGACCAACUGGUACAUUCGAUUCAACCGAAACCGACUCAAGGGUGACGGCGGCCACGACGACACGGUGGCGGCGCUCAACACCUUGUUCGAGACGCUCUACACGCUCUCGCUCGCCCUCUGCCCGUUCACGCCGUUCACCUCGGAAAACCUCUACCACGCGCUCUUGCCCUUUACCUCGGCCACUCAGCACGGCAACGAGGACGUCCGUUCGGUGCACUUCCGAAUGUUCCCCGAGGUCAGGGAAGAGUACUUUGACGAGGUCGUCGAGAGGCAGGUCAAGAGGAUGCAGACCGUUAUCGACUUGACGAGGUUGUUGAGGGACAGGAAAAAGUUGGCCAUCAAACAGCCCCUGAAGGAGAUUGUCGUUUUCCACCACGACGCCGAAUACCUCGACGACGUCAAGUCCCUUGAACGAUACAUCCAGGAAGAGCUGAACGUCUUUUCCGUCACCCUGACUUCGGAUGAAGAAAAGGUCGGGAUCAAGUACAAGGCCACCGCGGACUGGCCCACCUUGGGCAAGAAACUGAGGAAAGACUUGGGCAGGGUCAAGAACGGCCUGCCUAAAUUGACUUCGGACGAGGUCAAGGCGUUUGCUCAGUCGGGAGAGGUCGAGGUGGACGGGAUCAAGUUGGUCAAGGGCGACCUGGUCGUCACGCGUUACGUCGAGUUGGCUGCCAACUCUACCGGAGGUGAAGACGAGUGGGAUACGAACACGGACAACGACGUCGUCGUCCUCCUCGACGUACGGAAACACGCCGAACUCGAGGAACACUUGACGAGGCGAGACUUGACUACGCGGUGUCAACAGCUCCGAAAAGCCAGCGGUUUGCAACCCGCGGACGACGUCGAGAUCUACUACGAGUUUGUCGGGGACGUACGGGAUGCGUUGGAGGAGAUUGUCAAGGGCCACGAGGACGUCAUCAGCAAAAAGGUCGGCGCGGUACCGAGGGCCUUGCCGAGAGAGUUGAAGGGGCGGGUCAUUGGCAAGGAGGAGGUCAAGGAUGGCGCAAGUGAGGAGGGCGGGUAUAGGCUCUUUGUGGUGGAGAAGUUGAUGCGACCCGGGUCGAUCUGAGUUUGAGGGUCUUGUGAUCGAUAGACGUUUCUUCUUUUUCCCCCUUCAUUAUCACAUUGUCCUUCCCCUGCACACACCUACGUUCCGUUAGUUCAAUCCUGCAUGUAAUAUGAGAGAACACACACCUUUAUCCACGAAGAUGCGAGUGUCA